Molecule: messenger RNA, 1491 nt
Organism: Odontomachus brunneus
Lineage: Eukaryota; Metazoa; Arthropoda; Insecta; Hymenoptera; Formicidae
Exons: 2
Source: RefSeq, a predicted model, not a curated record
UCUCGUCGUUUAGAAACAUCUCAAUGGAUUGAGUCAAGAAGAAAAUUUCUGCUUGCAAUCGCGCAACAGCUUCCACGUAGGCUAAUGCCGUACGAAGUGCAAAUGAUCAUUUUCGCAAAAUCAUGUCAUAUUUGUCAUCAACAGAUUUAUAUACAUUCCUGUGGAGUGUGCCAUUCCGACAACUAUUGCCUUAGUCAUGUGCUGGAGUUUAAACUGAAUCACCCAUCAAAAUGCCACGAGUUGACGUUAUGUCUUAAUCUAAAUAUCUUAUAUGUCAUACCUAUAGAAUUUGAACGAUUAAUACAUUUCUUACUAUAUCGACAUCUUUUGCACACAGAAAGGAAAAUGGAUCUUCUACAUAGUGCAGGACCUCAAUAUGUUAUCCACGUAAUAUCAGCAAAUUACAUUGAAUAUAAAUAUAUGAAGGCUUGGGAACUUCUCCAUCAUCUUCUAUGGUGGAUAAGAGAUGUAACAGUUGUAUUGAUAGGGAAAGAAUUAAUAACUGAAAAUAUAAAUUUGGAAAGUUGUAAUGACUGCAAGUCUAAAAAUCGAAGAAUUAGUGUCGUGUGUCGUCCUGGACUUUAUGACGAGUAUAUGAGAGAUCUGACGUUCCAUCAACCGAAUGUAAUCAUAACAUUCCAAGCACAUUUUGAUCAAACAAACAUAUGGCGAAAAUAUUGCUUAUUGACAUCACAGUAGUGAGUAUGAACUGUCCAUAUAUUCUAACAACCAGAUCGCAAUCUACAGCAGUAGAGAACAUAAAUAACAUACGAAAGAUUAUAAAUAUAAAUCCUGUAUAUGAUGGACCAAACAAUUUCAAAUCCUUGUAUCCAUAUAGACAGUUACAUGGACAUUGUGUCAGUUAUCGUAAUCCGCAUAUAACUGUGUAUCGGAAUUUAAAUCCUUCAUAAAAACCAUUCUAAACGAUUUGUACCUCUCUUAUGUGAUUCUCAUAUCACUUGAAUUAAUACAAAAAAUACAAAGACAGAUUGCCCUCAUGAAUUAUGAAUAUUUUUAUAUAAAUUAUUUUUUGAAUUGUAGAUAUUUCUAAUAAAGGAAUUAUUUAACUGCUCUCUCUUUCUUUUUUGUUAUUGUUGUUGUCUUAUUGAUGUUGUUGUCUUUUAAUUAAAACAUAUUAAUAGUGGUAAACGAGUACAUCAAAUGCACGAAAGCAUCCCAAAACAGCAUGUUGCUUUUAUACACAUACGCGCACACACACACGCACAUAAAUACAGGAUGUCUUAUUUUAAAUUACGUAUUAAAGUUUUUCGAAAACCAAAAGUUUUAUUGGAAAACGUGGAAAAUAAAAUUAAUACGGUUUCAAGGAGACACGUCUGAUGAUGCUGCUCACUUGACUUCAGUGACUGCUAAGAUAUAUGUAAAGUUACAUCUAAUUUUUUAAAUAGGAUUAUGUAUAGUUCUGUUAACAUAAAUUGAUUCCUCUGUUUAUUCCAUGUAUAAGAGUAUCGAAUAAAAUAGUUUAAAAGUGGA